Saccostrea cuccullata (small rock oyster) is the source of this 633-nucleotide messenger RNA. RefSeq lists its product as uncharacterized. The record is from RefSeq and is a predicted model, not a curated record. The coding region runs from base 34 to 525 and encodes 163 amino acids. The transcript has 5 exons. Lineage: Eukaryota; Metazoa; Mollusca; Bivalvia; Ostreida; Ostreidae.
AACUCCUUGAUCGAGAAGGAAUUAAACAACAAUAUGCCUGUUUUUAAUUCCAAACAGAUGAUGUCCAAGGAUUCCAUUCUCUCGGAAUGUGACAUCACCGGCCAACCAGCAUCUACAAUAAACCAGGACAAACCUAAGUCAAAGACUUGCAAGAGAAAAGAGGCAGGGCCAGCAAAUGGAGCUCAAGUUAUUGACAAAUAUGCAUCAAAAAAAUCUUGCCAAAGGAGAUUGUUUGUUUGUGAAGAUAGUGAAAAUAUUCCAAAUAGAUUACAAACAACCACAGAAAUGCUACAUUUCUUACUUGGAGACUCGGGGCUCUUCACAGAAUACCAAAAGUUCAGAAAGCUCUCUCGGAUGCAUCCCGCUGACAAAAGUUUUAAGCAGUGCUACGACUCUGUCCUGGCUCGUGUUCAAACAACAGUCUCUAAAAUUCAAAAUGAUGCUGGCAAGAACCCCCUGCAAAUGAAAGAAAAGAAGAAAGUCUGUGAACAGCUGAUGUUACACUGGGGAAUGUACUAUUUCUAAAUAUUCAUUUUGGUCAAAAUUGUACAAUUAAAUGAUCAUAUCUGACAGUUGUGUUCUGUUUACAUAAAAAUAAUAAAAGUGAGCUGAAAAUAAUCAAAACAGUAAUAG